AUGACAGCUGAAAAACUUCAAGUUGCUUUCACAGAUAUUUUAAAGGCUCAUCAAAGAAUUUCUCCGUAUAUCCACAAGACUCCUGUAUUUAAAAACUCAAAGAUUAAUGAUUUGGUCCAUAGAGAAUUGUAUUUCAAAGCAGAAAAUUUGCAGAAAACCGGAUCAUUUAAGGCUAGAGGUGCUUUGAAUGCAGUCUUACAACUCAAAGAAAAGCAGACCAAUUUGAAAGGAGUGGUAACUCAUAGUAGUGGAAACCAUGGUCAAGCUACAGCUUGGGCGGCAAGGACUACUGGGCUGCAGUGUAGUAUUGUGGUACCAAGUUAUUCUCCUGCUGUUAAAAUGGAGGCAAUAAAAGAAUAUGGUGCUGAAUUGGUUGAAUGUGGACCAUUACCUACUGACAGGAAUGCUGCUUGUGAGAAAAUUGCAGCAGAGAAAAAGUAUGAAAUGAUUCCACCCUUUGAUCAUUAUCAUGUUAUUGCUGGACAGGGUACAAUAGCAGUUGAAUUUUUGGAAGCAGUACCCAAUUUAGAUGCUAUCUUAGUACCUAUUAGUGGUGGAGGUAUGAUAGCUGGUAUUGCUGUAGCUGCUAAACAUAUCAAACCUAAUAUUAAAGUCUAUGCAGUAGAACCAGAAGGAAAGAUCUUAGAGAAAAGUCUGCGAGCUGAAGAAAUGUUAUGGCCUAAUCCACCACAAUAUCUCAAUACUAUCGCUGAUGGUAUACGUUUACAACAGACUGGUCACUUAACAUGGCCAUUCUUACUUCAACUUGUAGAGAAAGAAGUUUUCACUGUGAACAAUGAAGAAAUAAUAAAAGCGAUGAAAUUUGUUUUUCAAAGAAUGAAGCUGGUAAUUGAAGCUGCAAGUGGUGCAGCAGUAGCCGCUGCGAUGUCAGAUCAGCUGCAGAAACUAGAUAAGAAAAUACAACAUAUUGGUGUUAUUUUAUGUGGUGGAAAUGUGGAUAUAGAUAAAUUACCUUGGUUUUGAUGUUUGCAACCAAAUUCCAGGAAUUCGUCUUUAAAAUUCAAUCAACAUGAAUGAUGAAAAAUAAGUGUAGCAAUCAGAUCAGAAUUAACUGGAAUUUAUUAAUAUUUUUCUAUAUAUUUUUAAAUCUCGUAAUAUUUUUAUAAAUUUAAUUGAUUUUGAUAUGAAUGCAGAUUAAUGAAAAAAACAUUUUUUAUGAUAUUAAAACUAGAUCAAUUGAUAUUUUUAUAGAAAAGAGAAGCUAGUCGACCUGUUAAGACUAUGGUCAGCUUUUGAUUCAUUACAGUUGCUAUUAGGCAUAAUCUAAUUUACAGGUCAUUUGUUUUUGUAUUUGAUAUUAUUUUUAUGAUUGUACAGUAAUUGUUAUUAAAUCUUAUUAAAUUU
Molecule: messenger RNA, 1365 nt
Organism: Lottia gigantea (owl limpet)
Lineage: Eukaryota; Metazoa; Mollusca; Gastropoda; Lottiidae
Exons: 8
Coding region: 1-984 (327 amino acids)
Biological process (GO): L-serine metabolic process; pyruvate biosynthetic process; D-serine biosynthetic process
Molecular function (GO): serine racemase activity; threonine racemase activity; magnesium ion binding
Source: RefSeq, a predicted model, not a curated record